CAGGAGGAGGAGGAGCGGGAGGAGCGGGAGCCAUCCCAACUUCCGGGUAGUGCCGCCGCACGCCGCGCCACCGGCGCCUUGCUUUCUGCUCCCCCCUCCCCCGUGUCCCCCUCGCCUCUCCCUCCUUGCCUUUUAUCCUCAGCCCCACCCGCCAAAAUGAACAGCUCGGACGAGGAGAAGCAGCUGCAGCUCAUCACCAGCUUGAAGGAGCAAGCAAUAGGCGAAUAUGAAGACCUUCGAGCAGAGAACCAGAAAACAAAGGAGAAGUGUGACAGAAUUAGGCAAGAACGAGACGAAGCUGUUAAAAAACUGGAGGAGUUUCAGAAAAUUUCUCACAUGGUUAUAGAGGAAGUGAAUUUCAUGCAGAACCAUCUUGAGAUAGAGAAGACGUGUCGAGAGAGUGCUGAAGCCUUGGCAACGAAGCUAAACAAGGAAAAUAAAACACUGAAAAGAAUCAGCAUGUUAUACAUGGCCAAACUGGGACCAGAUGUAAUAACGGAGGAGAUCAACAUUGACGAUGAUGAUCCCGCCACCGACACGGACGGUGCAGUAGAGACUUGUGUGUCAGUUCAGUGUCAGAAACAAAUCAAAGAACUCCGAGAUCAAAUUGUGUCUGUCCAAGAAGAAAAGAAGGUGUUAGCCAUUGAGCUGGAAAAUCUCAAGAGCAAACUCGUAGAGGUGAUGGAGGAGGUAAAUAAAGUCAAGCAAGAAAAGGCUGUUUUAAAUUCAGAAGUUCUUGAGCAGAGGAAAGUCUUAGAAAAGUGCAACAGAGUGUCCAUGUUGGCAGUCGAAGAGUAUGAGGAGCUGCAGGUAAACCUGGAACUGGAGAAAGACCUUCGCAAGAAAGCGGAGUCAUUUGCACAAGAGAUGUUCAUUGAACAAAACAAGCUGAAGAGACAAAGCCACCUUCUGCUGCAGAGUGCCCUUCCUGACCAGCAGCUUCUGAAAGCGUUAGACGAGAACUCAAAACUCAUCCAGCAGCUCGAAGAAGAGAGGAUCCAGCAUCAGCAAAAGGUCAAAGAGUUAGAGGAGCAGCUGGAGAAUGAAGCCCUGCACAAAGAGAUCCAUAACCUCAGGCAGCAGCUGGAGCUUCUGGAAGAAGACAAGAGAGAGCUGGAACAGAAAUACCAGAGCUCGGAGGAGAAGACCAGAAACCUGAAGCAUUCAGUGGAUGAACUCCAGAAGCGAGUGAACCAGUCGGAGAAUUCGGGGCCUCCUCCACCUCCGCCGCCUCCGCCUCUUCCCCCUCCACCGCCCAAUCCGAUCCGGUCCCUCAUGUCUAUGAUCCGGAAACGAUCCCACCCCAGUGGCGGCAGCGCUAAGAAAGAAAAGGCAACUCAGCCAGAAACAGCUGAGGAAGUCACAGACCUGAAGAGACAAGCCGUGGAAGAGAUGAUGGACAGGAUUAAAAAGGGGGUUCAUCUUAGACCAGUUAACCAGACUGCCAGACCCAAGGUGAAGCCAGACUCUUUAAAGGGCUCCGAGAGCGCAGUGGAUGAGCUGAAGGGAAUACUGGGGACACUUAACAAAUCCACUAGCUCGAGAAGCUUAAAAUCCCUUGGCCCCGAGAACAGUGAAACUGAGUUAGAGAGGAUUUUACGUCGCAGAAAGGUGACGGCAGAAGCUGAUAGCAGUAGUCCUUCCGGGAUAUUAGCCACCUCAGAGUCCAAAUCCAUGCCAGUGUUGGGUUCUGUAUCCAGUGUAACAAAAACAGCCUUGAACAAGAAAACUCUGGAGGCAGAAUUCAACAGCCCGUGCCCCCUAACACCUGAGCCAGGUGAAGGGCCCCGUAAAAUGGAAGGAUGCGCGAAUUCCAAGGUUACGUUUCAGCCUCCCAGUAAAGGUGGACACGGGAGACAGUGUGUGGGCGGUGAGGAGCGAGCUGAGCCAGUUGUAGUUCUAGAUCCUGUUUCCACACGUGAACCCCAAACCAAAGACCAGGCUGCUGAAAGAGACCCGACCCGAUGCAAGGAGGGAGGAGGAGGAGAAAUGCAGCCAGAAUGCAAGGAAGACGGCGGUGGGAAAGCAGCGGGAGAGACGGACAGUUCCAGCUGCUGAUGGGGAGGCAGAGGCCGGCGUGUGUGGGGUCCUUGUUGUUACUAGUUAAGCACAUGGUUCAUCUGGGUGUCCUGUCGAGGACUGCUGGACACUCUUUUGCUCUGGUCCACACACUUAUUUGCUGGUAUCACUUUGUAAAGUAGCAAUCAUAAACAUAAGUAAGCUGUUUAGCAAAAAAAAAAAUGCAUCUUCUGGGUAGUUUUUUUUUUUAAUCUUUAUAGGGGUUGGGGUUCUUUCUGGUUUCUGUAUGAAGUAUGACUUCCUUGGGGAAGGUGGCGGGAAGCUCAGAUGUUGUCUUUGUAAGGGAACCUGCAGACUACUCUUCAAGUUUAGUCAUGCUGAAGUUCGAGGUGGUUGCCAGUAACUGGAUAAACAGGGGCCACCGGAGCUUAAAAGUGAUCUUAGUCCAAAUCUUCUAUGUGCAGCCCUAGCACCAGGGAGACUGAGGCAGGAGGAUGACUGGAGCCUGGACUUCAGUUUGGGUCACACUACAAGACUCCAUCUAAAGAAAGGUUUCCCAAAGGAGCCUCUGCUUGGGUCUGGUCUUUUGGUGGGGAAACUGAAACUGGCCGGAAGUGAAGGGGGUCCAGUGGCACCUCCGUUUUGUAGGUUGCGCUGAGACCACCCACAGUGUAGAGCCCAGAGAGGUGGCAUCAAGCCUCGAGGUUUCUGAGUUGUGGCUUUGUGAAAAACAUGCCAGUGUCCAAGGCUCUCCAAGGACUUCAGGAGUCAUGAUCCGGUUGCUGAAUAGAGAAAGGAAACAGAAGCUCAAAUCUUGAAUUUAAAAGGAACCACCUUAGUAGUUAACCAUAUUUUCUGUUCCACGAGUUAACUGUGUUUUCCCAUCCACUCAAGUGGCACAAACACUGUAUUUUACUCCAGUCCUUAUGCACAGUGAAGAUAAGUGACAAGCACACGUUUUUUUUUUUCUUGCUUCCCCGCCUUUCUAUAUUACAUGGGUCUUUUUGUUUUGUUUUGUUUUCUAGAGGAAAUUAAGUGGCAGUUUCUAAAAAUACAAUGUUUCAGACUACCACAGUGAAUAAAUAGAAAUGUAAUCAGGGAUUUAAAAAAAAACAACUUAUGCAGGUUUUUAAAGUUGAUUGUUUCAAAAUUGGUGUUUAUUUAAAAUAAGUGGUAAUGUACUUGAAUGCACUUUUUAUGAUAAUGAUUCAGUAAUGGUAAUUUUACUAUUAAAGAAAGUGAAAGGCUUAGUUUUGUUAGCAUGACUCAGCAUGUAGCUGUCAGGUGCUUUGCACCUAAGGGCAAAAGAAAAUGAUAGUAACAAUUGCAGUAGUUGUAUCCUAUUGUGUUUUUGCACGUGUGCUGCUAGUGUAGGCUUGAGGAGGUGGGGAGGCAGGUGAGGGCACUUCCUCAAUUUGAAGACAAUUCUCUUUGGGUAGGUUCAUUAGGCUUGACCGUUCCCAUGUUCCUUCAGUGCUGGUUUUAUCGCUCCCUGUCAGUUCGCUCAUGGGGAAUUAAAACGUGAUUUUCUUUUUUUCAA
Mesocricetus auratus (golden hamster) is the source of this 3559-nucleotide messenger RNA. It is a transcript of the gene Shtn1, whose product is annotated as shootin 1. The record is from RefSeq and is a predicted model, not a curated record. Lineage: Eukaryota; Metazoa; Chordata; Mammalia; Rodentia; Cricetidae.